AUGGCGAUUGCAGCGGAGAGAGGAUACGUUGUGGAAACCAUGGACGUGGUAACUGAAUUUCUUCAAAGCAACGUGGAAGAAGAAGUGUACGUUCGUCAAGCCAAAGGAUACGAAAUAACGGAUGAAGUUACGGGACUACCACUGGUGAUGAAGCUCAAGAAAAGCUUAUACGGACUGAAGCAAAGCCCUCGGAACUUCGGCAACGCAUUUGCUAAAGGGAAUAAAGAAAUCGGGUUUACUGCUCUACUGAGUGACCCGUGCGUAUAUGUGUACGGAGCUGGACCGACAUAUGCGAUACUAUGUGUGUACGUGGACAACUGCACACUAGCCGGAAGGACACCAAGUGUUGUACAAGACUGGAAGAAGCAAUUAUCGGACAAGUUCAACAUGACCGAUGGAGGACCGGCGGAACUACUACUAGGGAUGGAGAUUUAUCAACGUGACGGAGAUAUCACUGUGAGCCAACACAAAUACGUGACGAAUAUUCUGAACAAGUACCAGAUGGUGGAUUGCAAACCAGCAGCAACUCCAGGGAGCGGACCGGAAAUCGAACAAGAGCCGGAGAACGCUAUAUAUUUAAGCGACGAGGACAAGAAACCUUACCAAGGAAUUGUCGGCAGUCUACUCUUCCUGACUCACACAACGAGAUGGGAGAUUGGAUAUGCCGUGAUGGUCCUGUGCAGAGGGAUGAACAAGCCUACUGAUCAACAUAUGGUCGGAGCUAAGAGAGUGCUGAGAUACCUUCGAGGAUGCCCGGAUAUGCCGCUGAAGUUCAGGAGAAUGGGACCUGAAGUGCUACUGUGA
Ectocarpus sp. CCAP 1310/34 is the source of this 804-nucleotide messenger RNA. NCBI's taxonomy places the organism in Eukaryota, Phaeophyceae, Ectocarpales, Ectocarpaceae. The record is from the annotation of a GenBank genome assembly.